Aplysia californica (California sea hare) is the source of this 2982-nucleotide messenger RNA. RefSeq lists its product as uncharacterized. The record is from RefSeq and is a predicted model, not a curated record. The transcript is spliced from 3 exons. Lineage: Eukaryota; Metazoa; Mollusca; Gastropoda; Aplysiida; Aplysiidae. The coding region runs from base 860 to 1309 and encodes 149 amino acids.
UACCUUAAGUAUGGCUUGACUCUUGACCUAGUUCGCACAUCCUCGCAGCUCUAGACCAAAGCGUAGACUGAGUACGCCCCCCACCCUUCCCCUUCCCCUCGGCUAAGUGUCUUUUCUUUAGUAAGUAAUGAUGUUAGUGCGCUUAGAUUGAGUGUGUAGGGCCUACACUUGAAUGAAGUUUUAAGCGUGUUAACUCAGUAACUGCAUACUGUAUACACAUUUUCUGUGCAUGGAGAUCAGCGAAAACAAUGAAGCACUCGCCUUCGUUGUAUUGUAUCAGUGGCAGUUUUAAACUGGAAUGUAACAUUUGUUCUUCAAUGCAGCAAUGUAUCGUGCAGAAUACUUAUUGGAAAUUCGCUUUAAUUCUUUAUUACGAGAAAUUAAGCUACUGUCAAGAGACUGAAACCACAUCAAACCGCAGAAUUUUCGCAUCCCGUUGUGGCAGGAAAGCGAAAGAGAUAUUUUCAUCAUGAACGAUUCAUCAUGAAGGAUGCACUAUUCAACCAAAAAGUCACCGGCGAAGUGCUCAGCAUAAAAUCAAAGGGCACAAAUUAUGUAUAAAGACUCAUAGAUGCAAAGAAAUACCUGAGGAUCUGCUAUUAUCCUUUUGGACAGUCACUUGAGCAGAGCUGGGAAUCUACCUGAACCAUCAAAGUCAUGUUCAAUUCUUCAGCCAUAUAAAAAGAAGAAGAAAAAAACUCAAGGGGACUGUAGUCCACGUCUGAAAACUUUGUGGUAUGACACUCAUACCAAACAUAAUUUUCUUGUGAGGGUACUGGUAUUCAAAGAGUACUAGAAUUAAAUUCAAACCUUUUUUUUUUAUUUUAAAGAUAAGAAAGUUCAAAGUGGAGCCAGGAAAAUGUCGGAUUCUAAUACAAUGUCAACCCUUCAGAAAGCUGGGAAUCUAUUGAUCUCCUUAAUCUUUCGUAUGACUGUCAAGCUGACUGUGGAGCUGCUGAAAAUUGGCCUCAUCCUUGUCAUCUUAGUAGGGUUCUUUGCUGCUGUAAUUUCCUUCGUUGCCGCUACAGUCUGGUGGGUGUACACUCGCUCUGAUGGAAGCUUAUCGGCUGCCAUCUUGGCCUUGUGCUUGUCUGUCUUUGCAGUGUAUGCUUUGGCCUAUCUUACCCAGUUUGUGACACGUGAUGUUCUUCACCUGACAAACAUGUCGCUGCCUGGACUCAUCGUCUUCUUAUUCCGCUUGAUAUGGCACAAAAGGGGGUCUGCUGAGCAGAAACAGGAGGACAGUGGAAUUGGUCUUUGUAAUGCUCUCUUCGAUGAUAAUGAAAACCAGGAGAAAAAGAGGAGGUGAUGACAGAUUCUUGGGAACCUCUCAGUCUGUGAGCUCUUGUGAACUGCAUUGCCUUUCAUGGCUGAUGGUGUCCCUUUGAAUUGUGAUACUGAAACACAUACACUUGGACCACCAUCCGACAACUUAUCAUCCUGGAAUGCCUUAGAUCCUGCUUUUUUUUUUGUAGGACAAGGGAUAUAUUUACUGCAUGAAACUUCAUUCUGAGACCUUAAUUUUAUGGGGCAAGCUUGAUUAAUGAAUGUCUUGUCCUUGUGAAUCGUUAUCUAGCCAAAUAAUUCUUCAACAGUUUCAAUAGACAGUCUGCCUGUGUGGUCAGUUGUGAAACCUUGCAGGGAAAAGGUGAAAUAUAUUACUGUAUGUGUGUGUAUAAUUUAUAAAGGGGUUGCAAUUUAGAUACACUUCAAUUGGAUGAUUGCAGUAGAAUAUGUUUAGGCAAAUUAAAUUUGUUAGUCCAGUGUUCAACUCUUUGUUCAGAAGUGUCUUCAGUUGUAUAGUAUGCAGAUUACAGGAAGUAUCUGUUUUAUAAAGAAAGGUCAAAAUCCCUUUCUUGGCUGUUCAACAGAGGGGGCAAAUAGGUAAACCCCCUUCAGCAGAUAUUUUUCUCUCUUUGUUUCUCUCUUGUAAAGGCAUGAGGUAAUAUUGAAACACUUCAUAAUGUGUUCAGUGGCAAAAUUGUUUACCAAAAAAAAUGCUGUUUUCUCUUUAGCCGUUUGAUUUUGAAUAUUUUGAGUUGAAGUUGAAUAUCCAAAAAUGUUAAGUUUGGGACGACAUGAAUGUAUUCUUCCUGGGCAAUACAUAUGUUUUUCUUUGAGUUGAGUCACUAUACACUUCAUAGACUUUUUUUUUCUCUUUCUAUCAGAAUAUGCAUGAACAUCAAAUAUCCUGCUUCUGGAUACUAUUGAGUGGAAAGCAAUUGUAAGGGGUUUUUUUUAUUAGGGGCCUACAGUAUAACCCGGUAUGGUUGAACACAGAAUACUCGAGAUCACGCAUCUGUCGAACUGUGCCUGUGGUCCUUUUUUUUUCUUUUUUCUUCUUUAUCUUUGUAAGAAAAUUACACGAAGCUCGAACACAAACACAGAAUAGUCGAACUAAUUACACCGCCAUUGAGCUCUAAAGUCGAUGUCCUUUGAGUUACACUAGAGACAAAAUAGUAAAAAUAAAAAACGGAGAAAGGCAAGGCUGGUAAAAUACCCCCUCAGUCCCACACCCCUCCGCGGAAGCAGCUAGCUGUGUUCUUUUUAGUGCGCUACUCGACACGUGCCCUCUGUGUGUGUUUAGGUCCUAGGCCUAACUAGGCUUGUGUGGAGCGGGGGGGGGGGGGGGUUGUGCAUCAUACGAUGGGCCGCCCAACCCCUCUUUGCAAUUUGCAAAGGUGCACGCUUGGUGGGAGAGGCGGGGUAGGGCUGUAUUGUCUCGCCAUCGCGUUGUUGAUUACUGUUGCGAUAUGCUAAUCUUGUCAAAUUGUUUAUAUUUUGAAAAAUUUGAAAAGGCACCUUUCGAUUGGUGCCGACCACUCACACUGACCCGCGCAAUGUCUUGGUACCGGCAGGCUCAUUACUCAAACUCGAAUGUGUAGCUCAUGGUGUUUCUCAUUUUCAAUCUCUCAAUUUCAAAUUCAAGUUAAUAGACAUAGACCUAACCUAUCUGAUCUAGGACAAUGGCCGAAAAAAAAA